AUGAAUUCAUUACAAACGCCAUCCAAAGCUCUUGUGCGCAAGAGGCCCGCCGACAUGGCCUUGAUGCCACCACCACCUCAAAUCCGAAAGAUUAAGCGCCCUAAAAAGGUUCUCGACGAGGAUUCAUACACCGAUGCACUAUCGCGCAUUAUUGCGAGGGACUUCUUUCCAGGCCUCCUCGAAACAGAGACCAAACAGGAAUACCUCGAUGCCCUCGAAUCCAAGGAUGAAGCAUGGAUAUUGAGCGCCGGGCGUCGACUACAGAGCGUCAUGACCCCCGGGCGAGGCGGCAGGAGUCGCAAUACCCCGGCCACGAAACGGACGCUUGGAGAUGCCGCGCAGACCCCUACGACGUAUGUGGGCGACACACCAGCCUCGGCGGCCCCAUCGGUACGGACAGCACGCGAUGCGCCGCCAGGGUUGGAUGUAGGUAUGAGCCUGUCCAAGUUCCAAGAGACAUACACGAGCGAGGACAAUGAGAGCUUCUAUAAGCUGGUGGAUAAGCAGAACCAGAAGCGCGCCGACAAGUACGCAUGGCUUUGGCGUGGAAACAAGCUGCCCUCGAAGCAGAUGAUCAAGCAGAAGGAGGUUCAGGACAGGCUCGCGCAGCAGGGCCGCCUGAUUGACGACGGCUAUAUGAAGAAGAGUGGCCGACUAGCGAUCAAAGACUCGUCUGACGACCGACCGGCCAAACCAGAUCAUUGGAAUUCGGCUCCCAGGAACAGUCUUAUGUAUGGACCCGAAAACAUGGAGGACGGUGUCCCCACCGUGGCAGAUAGGCAGGCUCAGGCGUCGCGCAUGGGUCCCCGGACAAUCGUCUACGAGAACACGAGAAUACCGGAGCCGCAUGUGCCCAAGAGGCCGCCCUCGCCGACUGCCUCUUCUAUACGCGACGCCGUUGCCGGCAGACCCCGCGCAAAAGACCUGGAUUCGGGCGUCGUCGGCGGAGGUGAGACACCAAGGGUGAACGGUUAUUCCUUUGUCGACGACGAAGACGACAACGAAGACGCUACAGGGCCUUCUCCUCGCAUCGACCUUGGCUCCGGGGAUGCGCACAAUCCUUUCAAGAUUCAGGGCCAGAGAGACAGAGAGAUGCUGCACGAACGAAUGGUCGAGCGCAUAGCAAAGAAUAACAAGGAGGCAUCGCGGCACGGUCUCCUGGGCAAAGCAGACAAGACACUUGUGCCCAAGUUCCCCAGCAGUCCGCGUGUCACAGGGAACUUGACACCCGCAGCACAGAGACUUCUGAGUCAACUUGGCCCGGGAAAGAAUAAGACGCCUGGCGCGACGUUUGGCCAGUCGACACCCAUGAAGCCUAGGGGUUCACUGUUGAGGAGUGUUCGUGGAACUCCAACACCUUCCGUCAAGCCAUGA
Messenger RNA from Geosmithia morbida, 1374 nucleotides. Its product is annotated as protein DGCR14. The coding region runs from base 1 to 1374 and encodes 457 amino acids. The transcript has a single exon. Gene Ontology annotation, cellular component: catalytic step 2 spliceosome. The record is from RefSeq and is a predicted model, not a curated record. NCBI's taxonomy places the organism in Eukaryota, Fungi, Ascomycota, Sordariomycetes, Hypocreales, Bionectriaceae.